GCGGACAAUAGCGGAGAGUUACACACUGAGUUGUGGGGGCGCCGCGUGCCGGCCUUCCUCUCAUUGUGGGCCUGCUUCCUGUCUGAAACGUGAAGCCUUCCAGCCUUCCAGUAGCACCGUGACGCUACUCCGCUGUUGAUACUCUGUGAUGUGCUGGAGCCCCGCCCACAUGCGCUGAGGGUCUGAGGUGGAAUAGUAGCCCUCCAGCUUCUGUCUGUACUGUCUUUUGGCCUCUCGUAUGGACCUCCUCAGGUCAUAUCUGGCCUUUUUGUAGUCCUCAGCGGUGCCCAUGACAAAUGCAGUCGAACGAGCACGUAGCUUAGCCCUUACAUCACAGUUCAUCCACUGUUUUUGGUUAGGGUAUUUUCUGUAAUACUUAGUGGUGGUAACAGUCUCUAUGCAUGUGCUAAUGUAGCCAGUAACAGCAGAAGCAUAUUCAUCCAUAUCAACAGUACAAUCUUCCCUCCCCGCUGCAGUUUUAAACACAUCCCAGUUUGUGCAGCCAAAGCAGUCCUGAAGUACUUGAUCAGUUUCUUCAUUCCACACUUUAACUGCUGUACGUACAGGGGGAGCUUGUUUAAGAAGUUGUCUGUAUGUUGGAUAAAGGAAUAUGGAGAUGUGGUCGGCCUUUCCAAAGUGGGGUCUUGGAACAGCCUUCAAAGCACCUUUCAUGUUGCUGUAGACUUGGUCCAGGAUGUUAUUUUCCCUUGUGGGAAAGCUCACAUGCUGGUAAUAUUUGGGGAGGACAGUCCUGAAGUUACAGUGGUUGAAAUCGCCAGAUAUAAUAAAUACAGCGUCUGGGUGUUUGGUCUCGUGUUUAUCAAUGAUGUCAUGCAGGAGGCCUAGUGCGUUAGCGGUGUUAGCUCAUGGUGGGAUGUAAACAGCAGUUAAAUACACAGCGCUAAACUCACGAGGCAAAUAAAAAGGUCUGCAUUUCACCAUCAGCAGCUCAAUGUCCUGCGAGCAGUGCUUUUCCAUCGUCUGUACGUCUGUGCACCACCGUUUGUUGUGUGUUCACGUCCGCGAGCCGAGCCAUGACGUCGUGGCGGAACCCGAAGUGCCCCGGCAUGAGGUAAUGCUCCAGUGUUUCUGAGAAAGGAGCUAAUGAGUGCGGACCUCUGCCAAGGCAGGACAGGAGCCACAUGAGACGCUAAAGUCCGAUCUCCCCGGUAAGCAGCAAAUGUUUCCAACUGGAUCGCCGAGUCCGGUAUAUCCUCCGUCAGCCAGGUUUCUGUGAAGAGCGAGGACGGAGUGUGAGAGGACGCUCCUUUGAAGGAAAGAUUUCAACUUGUGGAUCGAUUUGCCUUCUUGUGCUUUUUGAAGAGUCCCACGCUGAGAUACUUUUUGAUGAGAUGCAAGAUGUUCGAAGUUGGAGAGCAUUUCUUUUGUUGUCGUGUCUUUUCCUGAGCUGAAAGCUUCCGAAAAGGAGGAGAAGGCACGCUAGCGAGGCACCACCUGGUCUCUUCUGGGACGAUGGGCUCAGAAAAGGACUCGGAGUCUCCCCACUCCUCGCUGAGCGGCGUCCCCAACCCGAAGUGCCGUGCGGCCGGAAAGCGCCAGCGCCGCAUCUCCUUCCAGAGCCUCUUCAACAGCAAGCGGGGCUCCCAAGGUACCAGGGGCCCCAAAGGACGGGCGGCCACCACCACCCCUGUGUCCCACCAUCUCCACUCACAGCAACAACAGCAGCUUCUACCGUCUGCCUUGAGCCCACCCGCGGUCCCGGCCACACCCACCACCACCACAGCCCCCCAGGAUGCUGCCACCAGUACCCCCUCCAGGCAGCUCUCCUCCAGCCAGCCCUCCCUGAUUGGCGAGGGUCCAUCAACGGGGGAGGCUGACCUCCUGGAGUGCCCCCUGUGCCUGGUGCGCCAGCCCGCCAACCAGCUCCCCGAGCUGCUGGGCUGCACCCACCGAUCCUGCCUGUGUUGCCUGCGCCAGUACCUGCGCAUCGAGAUCACAGAGAGCCGGGUCCAGCUCAGCUGCCCCGAGUGUGCCGAGCGCCUGUUGCCGAGUCAGGUGGCCAACAUCUUGGAUGACGCCACCCUGCUGGACAAGUACGAGGAGUUCCUGCUGCGGCGCUGCCUCGCCUCCAAUCCCGACUGCAGAUGGUGCCCGGCGCCGGACUGCGGGUUUGCCGUCAUCGCUUCGGGCUGUGCCAGCUGUCCCCGGCUGGUGUGCCGCAGAGAAGGCUGCGGCGCCGAGUUCUGCUACCACUGCAAGCAGGCCUGGCACCCCAACCAGACCUGCGACUCGGCCCGCCAGCAGAGGGCGCAGUCCCUGCACACGCACAGCAACCACUCACCCAGCUACACGCAAGAGCAAGGCCCUGCUGAUGACAUCAAGCCGUGCCCCCGCUGCGGCGCCUACAUCAUCAAGAUGAACGACGGAAGCUGCAACCACAUGACGUGUGCCGUGUGCGGUUGCGAGUUCUGCUGGCUGUGCAUGAAGGAGAUCUCUGACCUGCAUUACCUAAGUCCGUCCGGCUGCACCUUCUGGGGUAAGAAACCCUGGAGCAGGAAGAAGAAGAUCUUGUGGCAGCUCGGCACCCUCAUCGGCGCCCCUGUCGGCAUCACGCUCAUCGCCGGCAUUGCCAUCCCCGCCAUGGUCAUCGGCAUACCCGUUUAUGUGGGACGCAAGAUCCAUGCUCACUACGAGCUGAAGAAGGCGUCUCGCCACAGGAGGAACUUGGCCAUCACGGCGGGCGUGGCCUUGUCCGUGCUCUCCGCCCCCGUCAUCGCCGCCGUCAGCGUGGGCAUCGGCGUGCCCAUCAUGUUGGCGUACGUUUACGGCGUGGUGCCCAUCUCACUGUGCCGAGGAGGCGGCUGUGGCGUGAGCAGAGGGAAGGGGCGGGGCGUACGCAUUGACUUUGAUGAGGACGACGGACCAAUCACAGUGGCGGACGCGUGGCGAGCCCUCAAGUCGCCCAGCCUCGGCGAGAGCAGCCUAGAUGGGGCGGUCAGCGGUCUGAGCACCACAUCCCCAAGCGAGGGCCUCUCUGUGGUCCCGGGGACCGUCGGGGACGCACCUCAUUUCAACACCCUGGCUAGCGGCGCCUUGGGGACGCGCACGGGCAAGUACAGCAGGCUGGAGGUCCAGGCGGGGGAGCUGACCAAAGAGUCCACCCAGAAGGAGACGGGGAGCUUGGGGGCAGGAAGCGACUGUGCCAGCACUCGAGGGAUGGCGGGGUCCAUCAUCUCCUCCUACACGCUGCCUGACAGGUAUCUAAAAAAUCCUCACUUAGCAUGUGUGCAUGUGUCACCGUGUCGUGGGGGUGGCGUCCUCAGGGACUGCACCAACCUGGAGAUCCAGGUGGACAUCGAGACCAAACCCAGCCAUCUCUGCCUGACCAGCGAGGAGGACCUGGCGCCGCCCGCAAGCCCUCCUGUCACCGUGGCCGCCGCCUCGGGAGCUGAGGAGCCCCUGGACUGCAGCUCGAGACGGGGCGGGGCUUUGUCCGGCUCUGCCCUGGGACUGUCCCACGGCGGCUCCAUCAAGGAGGGGCUCCGAGACGUCACGCUGGCCCAGCCCGAGAGCAUCCGGAGCGACCUGGAGAUGUCAGACACGCAGUCGGACGACAUCGCCGAGCUGACGUCCGACGACUGCGACUCGCCUCGGGCCAAAGUCUGCGCCCCGGCCUCCUGCCGAGCCCAGAGCCCCCCCACCAAAGGCCUUCACUGUCCUGCAGACGGCAGCGUCAUCCUGUACGUGUGAGAGACCGGCAGCACUCAGGGACGCACAACAAUCAUCCCACCUUUUUUUUUCUUCCUCUUUCUUCUCAUUUGCUGCUUUUGCCUCCUGCAGACGCCAUCUUGUGUCUGUCCACCUGACAAUCUGAGAACAUUGUCAGAGUUCUACCUCUGAGAUUUGUAAGACCCUGACUCAAGUUUACUUGCCUGGUGCAACUUAAAACAAAAACUGAAGAGGUACAAGUUUGACAAGAGGUGAUGAGCACAGGCGGAGGGAGAUCACAUGAUGCGUGAACGACAGCGUGUGUGCGUGUGUGUCGACAGGUAAUUACGCUCGGGCAAAGGUGAGAUGGGAUGCUUUGCUGCGUGCGUGAGCCUGGAAUGGAAAGUUUACGUGCAUGUUCAAGUACACACAAACACAAAACAGGAAUGUCCACUAAUUAGGAAUAAAUUCAUCAACAUUUCCAGAAGAAUUGACAGCAAAACACAGCUGGAUGUUCAUUUUUGUUUUGAAUGCGCACUUGUGCACUUUACCCAAACCUACCUUUUUUUCCUUAUCAUCAUCGUCAGGUGUCGCUAUGAGAGUUUGCAUUUCAGUCGCACACAACCAAAAUCGAUCUCACACCAGGAUGCCUUUUGUGUUUGCGUUUGGCUCCAAAAACCCCAAGUGACAACAUGAUUCUGAUUAGGAUUAUUUGACUUGUGGUUUUGGAGCCAAACACUGGUCUUAAUCGUUCUCACCGGCCUGACUUGUUUGUCAGCAUUGGUCACCUCUGUGCUUGGCUUCAAAAAAACAAAAAGAAAAAGGUUUCCUAGCAGGUCUUCCUUCAGUCUGCGAGGAAUCAACUUGGGAAGCGUCUUCACGUCGAAUAGCUUUUUUUUUUUUUGCCUUCAGCUGCUUGUUUCAUUUGCUGCACUUAUCACUUGUUUCUGUGACAAACCACUCGAAUGUAAGGACCCCCCCCGCCAGGGUGUGGCUGAGCGUCGACUGGAAUCACCCACCUGUCCCAAUGUGGAUGAAAAGCUGGAGAGUGUAUGGAUAGCAAUAUAAGAGUGUUUGUGUACUUCCUGUCACUGUCGAAGCCUCGCCUGGUGUGAGGACGCACACACAGGACUGUGAAUGACAUUUUGUGGGGGGGAAAUAAACACAAUCUGAUGUUUACCAAACCUAUGUGUCAUUGUUACUUAUUUCAAAAAAGAAACGACAUGCAAUGUUCAUAAACAAUGCUAUCUAACUUACUCACACCACCAUUGGCUUGUCUUUACUCACUCCUGUCCACAAGAUGGCGGUAGUUAACGGCGACGACCGUAACGAGUGAUGGGAAACAACUCCUUUUAUUGACUUACGUUGUUAACGUGCGCGAUUCACUAUAGUGAGUGAAUCGCGCACUAGAUUGUCAAGUGUUACCGCGCGCAUGACUCCCAUAGACAUCCACGCAAACACCUAAUUGAGUUGGUUGGCCCGUGCAGCGAUUCGUUUGUUUGCACCGCGGGAAUCCACAGCAUUAUGCCACAAAGUCAACAGAUUGUCUUGGUAAAAUGACGUUAUAAUGGCUAAAUACAAUCAUACAAAAGUAUUCUUUCAGCCUUAUCUGUGAAGGUAAUCCCGUGAGAUCUUGUUUGGACUGUAAAUCGGUUGGUAUAAUUCAUGAAUUAGGCAUCUUCCCCGUUCUCUCUUGCCAUAUCGAAUAUGGCGUCAACUUCAGCAGC
Messenger RNA from Dunckerocampus dactyliophorus (ringed pipefish), 5396 nucleotides. It is a transcript of the gene rnf19b, whose product is annotated as ring finger protein 19B. The coding region runs from base 1474 to 3711 and encodes 745 amino acids. NCBI's taxonomy places the organism in Eukaryota, Metazoa, Chordata, Actinopteri, Syngnathiformes, Syngnathidae. Gene Ontology annotation, biological process: ubiquitin-dependent protein catabolic process; protein polyubiquitination; positive regulation of proteasomal ubiquitin-dependent protein catabolic process. The transcript has 10 exons. The record is from RefSeq and is a predicted model, not a curated record. Gene Ontology annotation, molecular function: ubiquitin protein ligase activity; ubiquitin conjugating enzyme binding; zinc ion binding. Gene Ontology annotation, cellular component: cytoplasm; ubiquitin ligase complex.